This is a messenger RNA of Penicillium cinerascens, 444 nucleotides long. RefSeq names its product mediator of RNA polymerase II transcription subunit 31. Bases 1 to 444 code for a protein of 147 amino acids. Gene Ontology annotation, cellular component: core mediator complex; mediator complex. The transcript has a single exon. The record is from RefSeq and is a predicted model, not a curated record. NCBI's taxonomy places the organism in Eukaryota, Fungi, Ascomycota, Eurotiomycetes, Eurotiales, Aspergillaceae. Gene Ontology annotation, molecular function: transcription coregulator activity. Gene Ontology annotation, biological process: regulation of transcription by RNA polymerase II.
AUGGAUUCUACGACGCAGUCUCCUCCCACACUCACAAACCCUCGGUUUACACUCGAACUCGAGUUUGUUUCCUCGCUCGCCAAUCCUUACUACCUAUCGCAUCUUGCGGUCACCUACCCGGGCCUCCUGGGAAUCUCACAAGCCGAUGACAAUGACGACGAUUCUGCCUCUGCCCCAGAUGCCCAAGCUUUCGCUGCAUACCUGGCAUACCUCUACUCCUACUGGAAGACGCCCGAGUACUCUCAGUUCCUGACUCAUCCCGGCCCAACGCUGCGCGCUCUCCGGCUGUUGCAAGAGGACACUUUCCGCCGUGAUAUCAUUCUGCCUCAGGUCAUCGAAGGUCUGGCCGGUGUCACCAUCCCCAACAACACCGCACAAACUGCCGAAGCGGAUGUCGCCCAGAACUCCGAGACGCAGGACGACCAGAAUGGAACCAAGACGUGA